Leopardus geoffroyi (Geoffroy's cat) is the source of this 5386-nucleotide messenger RNA. RefSeq names its product formin like 2 (gene FMNL2). NCBI's taxonomy places the organism in Eukaryota, Metazoa, Chordata, Mammalia, Carnivora, Felidae. The transcript has 28 exons. The record is from RefSeq and is a predicted model, not a curated record. Gene Ontology annotation, biological process: regulation of cell shape; cortical actin cytoskeleton organization; cell migration. Bases 14 to 3301 code for a protein of 1095 amino acids. Gene Ontology annotation, cellular component: cytosol. Gene Ontology annotation, molecular function: actin filament binding; small GTPase binding.
GCGUGCAGCCAACAUGGGCAACGCGGGGAGCAUGGAUUCGCAGCAGACCGAUUUCAGGGCGCACAACGUGCCUUUGAAGCUGCCGAUGCCCGAGCCAGGUGAACUGGAAGAGCGAUUUGCCAUCGUGCUGAAUGCUAUGAACCUACCCCCUGACAAAGCCAGGUUACUGCGGCAGUACGAUAAUGAGAAAAAGUGGGAGCUGAUUUGUGAUCAGGAACGAUUCCAGGUGAAGAAUCCUCCCCAUACAUACAUUCAAAAGCUCAAAGGCUAUCUGGAUCCAGCUGUAACCAGGAAGAAAUUCAGGCGGCGUGUUCAAGAAUCCACACAAGUGCUAAGAGAACUGGAAAUUUCUUUAAGAACCAACCAUAUUGGAUGGGUCAGAGAGUUUCUGAAUGAAGAAAACAGGGGUCUUGAUGUUCUAGUGGAAUAUCUAUCAUUUGCGCAGUACGCGGUCACUUUUGAUUUUGAAAGCGUGGAAAGCACUGUGGAGAGCUCGGUGGACAAAUCAAAGCCCUGGAGUAGGUCCAUCGAGGAUCUACACAGAGGAAGCAACCUGCCCUCCCCGGUGGGCAACAGUGUAUCCCGCUCAGGAAGGCAUUCUGCACUGCGAUAUAAUACUUUGCCAAGCAGAAGAACCCUGAAAAAUUCAAGAUUAGUGAGUAAGAAAGACGACGUGCAUGUCUGUAUCAUGUGUUUACGUGCCAUCAUGAAUUACCAGUAUGGUUUCAACAUGGUCAUGUCUCAUCCACAUGCUGUCAAUGAGAUCGCACUGAGCUUGAACAACAAGAAUCCAAGAACAAAAGCCCUUGUCUUAGAACUGUUGGCAGCUGUUUGUCUUGUCAGAGGCGGGCAUGAAAUCAUUUUAUCAGCAUUUGACAACUUUAAGGAGGUUUGCGGAGAAAAACAGCGCUUUGAGAAGUUGAUGGAACAUUUCAGGAAUGAAGACAAUAACAUAGAUUUUAUGGUGGCCUCUAUGCAGUUUAUUAAUAUUGUAGUCCAUUCAGUAGAAGACAUGAAUUUCAGAGUUCACCUCCAGUAUGAAUUUACCAAGUUAGGCCUGGAUGAAUACUUGGAUAAACUGAAGCACACUGAGAGUGAUAAGCUGCAGGUGCAGAUUCAGGCUUACCUGGACAACGUAUUUGACGUGGGAGCUCUGCUGGAAGAUGCUGAAACCAAGAAUGCAGCCUUGGAGAGGGUGGAAGAACUGGAGGAGAACAUUUCUCAUUUGUCUGAAAAGCUGCAAGACACAGAGAAUGAAGCCAUGUCCAAGAUUGUGGAACUGGAAAAGCAGCUGAUGCAGAGGAACAAGGAGCUAGAUGUUGUUCGAGAAAUCUACAAAGAUGCAAAUACCCAGGUUCACACAUUAAGGAAAAUGGUCAAAGAAAAAGAAGAAGCCAUUCAAAGACAGUCUACCCUGGAAAAAAAGAUUCAUGAACUGGAGAAACAAGGGACCAUUAAAAUUCAGAAGAAAGGGGAUGGGGACAUUGCCAUUCUGCCAGUUGUGGCUUCUGGCACAUUGUCCACAGGGUCAGAGGUGGCAGUGGGUAACUUUGUGGGACCAGCAAUGGGGGUUGCCUCCUCGGGCCCCCUGCCCCCUCCUCCCCCACCACUACCUCCAUCGUCAGACACACCUGAAGCAGUGCAAAAUGGCCCAGUAACGCCACCUAUGCCACCACCGCCACCACCCCCUCCCCCUCCCCCACCACCUCCACCCCCUCCUCCUCCCCCUCCUCUCCCAGGUCCUGCAGCUGAGACUGUGCCAGCUCCUCCUUUACCUCCCCCACCUCCUCCCUCUGCACCCCCGCUGCCUGGGACGUCCUCACCCACAGUGGUUUUCAACUCAGGACUAGCAGAUGGGCCAAUCAAGCUUUUCUCUGUGAAAAUUAAGAAGCCAAUCAAGACGAAAUUCAGAAUGCCAGUUUUUAACUGGGUUGCCCUGAAGCCAAAUCAGAUCAAUGGCACAGUCUUCAAUGAAAUUGAUGAUGAGCGGAUUCUGGAGGAUUUAAAUGUGGAUGAAUUUGAGGAAAUAUUUAAGACAAAAGCUCAAGGUCCUGCCAUUGAUCUUUCUUCAAGCAAACAGAAGAUAACACAGAAGGGAUCAAACAAAGUGACGUUACUGGAAGCAAAUAGGGCCAAAAAUCUAGCCAUAACUUUGAGGAAAGCUGGAAAGACUGCUGACGAGAUAUGUAAAGCUAUCCAUGUAUUUGACUUGAAGACAUUGCCUGUAGACUUUGUAGAAUGUUUGAUGAGGUUCUUGCCAACUGAGAAUGAGGUGAAAGUGUUCCGGCUCUAUGAGCGGGAAAGGAAGCCCCUGGAGAACUUGUCAGAUGAAGACCGGUUCAUGAUGCAGUUCAGUAAAAUUGAGAGACUCAUGCAGAAGAUGACCAUCAUGGCCUUCAUUGGGAACUUUGCGGAAAGCAUUCAGAUGCUGACUCCUCAACUGCACUCAAUUAUAGCAGCAUCUGUCUCUAUAAAAUCAUCCCAAAAACUCAAGAAAAUUCUGGAGAUUAUCUUGGCCCUUGGAAACUAUAUGAAUAGCAGUAAGCGAGGAGCAGUUUAUGGAUUUAAACUUCAGAGUUUAGAUCUGCUCUUAGAUACAAAGUCAACAGACCGAAAGCAAACACUGUUGCACUAUAUUUCAAAUGUUGUAAAAGAAAAAUAUCACCAAGUGUCCCUGUUUUAUAAUGAGCUUCAUUAUGUGGAGAAAGCUGCUGCAGUCUCCCUCGAGAAUGUUUUGCUGGACGUCAAAGAGCUCCAGAGAGGCAUGGACUUAACCAAGAGGGAGUAUACCAUGCACGACCACAACACGCUGCUGAAGGAGUUCAUCCUCAGCAAUGAGGGGAAGCUGAAGAAGCUGCAGGAUGAUGCCAAGAUUGCACAGGAUGCUUUUGAUGAUGUGGUGAAGUAUUUUGGAGAAAACCCCAAGACGACGCCACCCUCUGUCUUCUUUCCCGUCUUUGUCCGGUUUGUGAAAGCCUAUAAGCAAGCCGAAGAGGAAAAUGAGCUGAGGAAAAAGCAGGAACAAGCACUCAUGGAAAAACUCCUGGAGCAAGAAGCCCUGAUGGAGCAGCAGGACCCAAAGUCUCCUUCCCACAAAUCAAAAAGGCAGCAGCAAGAAUUAAUUGCAGAAUUAAGAAGGCGACAAGUUAAAGAUAACAGACAUGUAUAUGAAGGGAAAGAUGGCGCCAUUGAAGACAUUAUCACAGCCUUAAAGAAGAAUAAUAUCACUAAAUUUCCAAAUGUUCACUCGAGGGUAAGGAUUUCUUCUAGCACACCGGUGGUGGAGGAUACACAGAGCUGAUCUUAGAAACCAACCAUACAGACGAGCCGAUGCGGUGAGGAGAAGUGUCAGGCGGCGCUUUGAUGAUCAGAACUUGCGUUCUGUUAAUGGUGCCGAAAUAACCAUGUGAACCUGAGACCUGCCUGUAUGAGUAGAGAGUGCGUGAAUGAAACUCUCCACAUGAACUUUAUGCGCUACCCUUUAACUGCAACCUUGAACAUUGAUAAAAUAUUCUAAGGGCUCAGAUUUAGCAAACACAUAGGAAUUUAAAAAUGACGGGCUCUCCUUUCAACCUUUGUUAACAAGUGCCUAAAAGUGGAAGUACCUGCUCAGAUUAAUCAAAGCAAUAGGGUUUGAUUUGAUUAGGUAUCUUUUUACACCAGUAUAUUAUCCAAUUUUUUAACCAAAAUGUAAAUUUCGUAUUACAUUCAUUAUCUGCCAUUGUGAUUGUCCCAUGAUGGCACACCCUGGUUUCCUGAUAAGUUGUAAAUAACGUGGAUGUAAUCUGCUCUGGGUUUCCUUUGCUGAGAUGUCUUAAGGAAUUUUGUGUUUUAGCCAUACCCAUCAACUUUGUAUUUUAAAGGGCUUGCAACAUGGAAGAAGGAAAAGGUCACAUGACAGACUGCUGUCCAUAAGCAAGCCCCAGCAAAGUACAAACAGGAUGUAUUGCAGUGGCACAGGAUAAGUCCCUCAACUCUUAUCUCGUUACACAUUCUACUUCUGUGCUAGGGUUAUGAUGCCCUGUGAGAAAAGUUCACCGGUAUGAAUGCAAGGAUAUAGUGGCAUACAGAUUUGUGUAAGACUUAUUUGCAGUACUGUGUUCUUCAGCUAGAGGCAGCUUUUAAAAAAAAUAAUGCAAAUGUAUUUAUUAAUUAGCACUAAAAUUAACAUCUCAGUAAUCAGUAUUAGGAUUUCUGAGGACUAUUAUGGGCCAAUCCUGAGAAUAGAAAUUGGUGCCUUGCUAGCCAGGGAGAAGCUCACUAGCUUUAUCAACAAGCAUUCAAGAUUACUUCUGCUAGCUAGUAGUGUUAGUUAACCCAGCCUUAUUCUGACAAUCGCAAGUUUUUUUCCCCCUUCUUCUUCCUUUUAUAAAUUGGAUAUAUUUUGCAUUACGUAUCAAAGCUAAAUUCUUGUAUUUCCCACAUUACUUUAUGGGAAAUUGCAAUUAAAUUGCUUGAAAUAUUCACAUUGGGAUUAAGCUUACAUGAUAGGUAAUGGGACUAAAUCAAUGGCCAACUAAGCCACUGUUAUUUUUCCUUCCUCUCUGGCAGGGCACUUGAUCCAUUCCAAAGUCAGAAACUGGACUAAAGCUAAUUUGUACUUUCCAUAAUAUACAUUCUGCUUCUGGCUUACCUUCUUGGUACAUUACAUCAAUAUAUUAAUUGUAAAGUUUAUUGUAUAGUAUUUAACCACUGAAUCUUAUUUUAUGUUGUGCUUAUGUGAGCUCCUUGGUGAAGGUCCCAUUUUCCUUGGAUAAUGUGUAGUUAUAUGAUCUUUUUAAAUGUACAGAUAUUUUGCUAUAAAAUUGGUGCAGUUUUUUAUGGUUUUUACACUUUAAUUCCCACCUAAGCCUCUGGGUAAUAUUGUAAAUAUUGUUUAAAAAUGCAUCAGCCUGUGCUAUACAAUCUGAAUGUUAUUUUAACUUAUAGGUUUUUUUUUUUUUUUUUUUUAAUAUAUAUAUUUAACUACAAGGACAGUUUAGGGAUCAGUUACCACAUUUCACUUUAGCAUACCUAUUUACAAAAAAUUACUUUUAAAACUGCCACCUGCUAGCACAUUUUCAUAAAUGUGUACUUUAAAAAGAACAUGCUGAGAUUUUGUCUGUUGACUCAACAUUCAUUUUGGUGAAAAAAGCAAUUUGACCAUGAGCUACAACACAAGUAGUCGGCCCUUUAUCACAAGCAGCUGUUUUCCAAAGCUCAGUGCUAAUGAGCAUAUAUUAAAAUAAUUAUUUAUUAAUCUACAGAUAGACAAUAAUGUUGGCAUGUUCUUUUGUUUAUUAAUGGGCCUGCUUAGCAAUAUUAGAAAUGUUUUAUAAAAAAGCAGUUCAUGUUACUUUUCUGGUCUUUUCAUGGCAUAUGAGCAAAUAAACUAUUUACACUACUA